AUGGACAUAGAUCUUGACGUGUAUUUGGAUGAAAAUUAUUUCAAUGGGGAGGUUAAGAUGGAGGUUGAGGUGCGACAGCCGGGUUUGACUCAAAUCGUUUUUCACCAAAAAGUGACUUCAAUCACGGGUAUAGAUAUCGUCGACUCCGCCAACAGGGUCAUAAACCUUCAAUUCCCAGGUCCUUACACCACCGACGACUACUAUGAACUCCUGACACUUAACCUCGCUGGAGCUAUCCCCGUUGGUAACUACACCAUCAGAGUUAGUUACGUUGGAGCAAUCAAUGUAAAUCCCAUAGACCGAGGAUUCUACAAAGGCUACUAUUUCAACUCUAACAACCAGGAGGUGGCUUACGCUACAACACAGUUCCAGCCUGGUAACGCCAGGAAAGCGUUCCCUUGCUUCGACGAGCCUACCUUCAAAUCCCGGUAUAGGCUUUCCAUUACACGUGACAGUAGAUUAAGCCCAUCUUAUUCCAACAUGGACAUCGAAUCCAGAGAGCAAGUCGGCACCAAUCGUAUUCGCGAAAUUUUCUACCCUACUCCCAUAAUAUCUGCUUAUUUAGUAGCCUUCCAUGUGAGCGACUUUGUUGAAACUGAGAUAUCUAGUACUCCUGCUAGACCUUUUAAAAUUAUCUCUCGGCCUGGAGUUAUCGAUCAACAUGAAUUUGCUGCUGAAAUUGGUGUGAGAAUAACCAAUGUAAUGGACGACUAUUUUGCUAUCAUUUACCAUGAAAUGGGACAGGGUGUCUUAAUGAAGAACGAUCACAUCGCUCUACCUGAUUUCCCAUCUGGUGCUAUGGAAAACUGGGGAAUGGUGAACUACAGAGAGGUUUAUCUUCUGUAUGAUCAACGACACAUGAACCUUCCAAAUAAAAUUACUAUCGCUACCAUUAUGGCUCACGAAUUAGCGCAUAAGUGGUUUGGAAACCUUGUCACUACUUUCUGGUGGGGCAAUCUUUGGUUAAACGAAUCCUUUGCUAGUUUCUUCGAAUAUUUUUCUGCUCACGAUGCUCAUCCUGCUUUCGAAUUGGAUAACCAAUUCAUUGUAGAUUAUGUGCAUAGUGCUCUCUCAGCUGACUCCUCUCGCUUUGUAAAUCCUAUGAACUGGACAGGUGUAGCCACUCUCCCUUCAGUCAGUGCCCAUUUCUCUACUAGCAGCUAUGCGAAGGGUGCUUCAGUUCUUAGGAUGAUGGAACACUUCGUCGGUUCUAGAAACUUCAGAACUGCUCUUCGAUAUUACCUAAGAGAUAAUGCCUAUGGUGUUGGUACAAACGCUGACAUGUACAAUGCCUUCAGACAAACUAUUAACGAAGAUUUUGAAUUCCUCCGUGAUUACCCCAACGUGGAUGUUGGUGCUGUGUUUGAGAGUUGGGUUCAGAACCCAGGAUCACCAGUCGUGUUUGCUUCUCUCGAUCCUGCUACUGGUACCGUUGAUAUCACUCAGCAACGCUACACAAUCUCCGGACCCAGACCAGACGACAUUUGGCAAAUACCUUUGACGUGGACCACUGAAAGCGAAUUGAACUUCCAAAAUACUAAACCAAAAAUGAUUUUCUCCACUCAAAGAACUACCAUUACAGUGCCUGAGGGAAACAACUGGGUAAUCUUCAACGUUGGUCAAUCAGGUUUGUACAGAGUAAAUUAUGAUGCAGAAACCUGGGUAAGACUUGGAAAUUAUCUGAAAUCUGCCAAUCGGGAGAGAAUCAACAAGAUGAACAGAGCUCAGAUUGUCAACGACCUUUUGUUCUUCGUUCGCUCUGGAGAUGUAAACUCUACUAUUGCCUUUAACGUAUUGGAAUUCCUUAAAAAUGAAACCGACUAUUAUGUAUGGAAUGGAGCCAUCUCACAGCUGGAAUUUAUUAACAGGCGCUUCCAGCACCUACCUGAUGAUGCCAGUAAAGCAUUCUCAGACUUCCUUCUAGAACUCAUGGAGAAUGUAAUCCAGAACCUUGGAUACGAGGAGGCUGCUAACGAGCCCACAUCUGUAACUCUUAAUAGGAUGCAGAUCAUGAAUUCGGCUUGCAACCUCGGGCAUGCUGGUUGCGUAGCAGAUGCUUUAAACAAAUGGAGAGCGUUCAGGAACAAUGACAAUGAAUUAGUCAAUCCAAACUACCGGCGGUAUGUCUACUGUGUUGGUCUUCGUGAAGGUGAUGCCUCGGAUUAUAACUUCUUGUUCCAAAAGUACGAAACCUCUCAAAGUGCUGCCGAUAUGGUUGUAAUGCUUCGCGCUCUCGGAUGUACAAAGGAUGAGACUUCGUUUAAUCACUUCUUGCGACAAUCUAUAACGAACCGCAAAGUUCGAAUCCACGACCGAACAAAUCUUAUCAGUUUUGGAGUCCAGGGUAACAGGGAAAACUUACAGCUCGUCCUCAACUUCCUUUACCAGAACUUUAAUGAAAUAAGAACUGAAUUUGGUGGUCCAGAUCGUCUCAGCACCGCUAUGAAUGCCGUUUCCGGUUUUAUGACAGACUUUGCUAUGAUUCAACAGUAUCAAAACUGGGUAUAUGCAAAUCAAGUGGCCUUGGCUAGCUCGUUCUCUACAGGAGUAUCUGCGGUACAAACUGCCAUCAAUAAUCUAGACUGGGUAGUUGUUUUGGUACCGUCGGAACUGGGUACCAUCAUGCUGUUGCCAAGUAUUUUAUUCCUUCUGCUCGGGUCCCUGGAGGCCAUACCUGAGGAGUUCAGAUCAAAUUUUGAAUUCGUCGGUUUUAAUUCAAAUUUUGGUGACACAAGAUACCGCUUAGCGGAUACGGUGUACCCAAUUACAAUGAACGUAGAUCUUGACGUGUACUUAAAUGAAAGUCGCUUUGAUGGUUUUGUCAGGAUGGACAUCGAAGUGAGAGAAGCGAAUCUACAACAAAUUGCUUUUCAUCAGAAAGUUCAAUCAAUAACAACUGUGGAUAUAGUUAGUGCUAACAACGAUGUCGUAAACCUUCGAUUCCCAAAUCCAUUCAUUAAAGAUGACCAUUUUGAGAUCGUAAAACUUAAUCUCGCUGGGCCCAUCCCUGCUGGUAACUAUACCAUCACCAUGAAUUAUACUGGGAUUAUUAACGAAAACCCAUUUGACGGAGGUCUCUAUAAAGGCUAUUACUUUAAUAACAAUACAGAGAUAACUUAUGCCACUACACAAUUAGCUCCAUUCUUUGCGAGAAAGGUUUUUCCAUGUUUUGAUGAACCCCAGUUUAAAUCUCGCUAUGUGCUUAGUGUCACCCGUGACAGUAACCUUAGCCACACAUACUCAAAUAUGCCCAUCGCUCAGACGAUACCUGUUGGUGCCGAUCGGAUUCGUGAAGUUUUUCACCCAACACCUAUAAUCUCGGCCUAUCUGAUCGCUUUACAUAUCAGCGAUUUUGAAGAAACAGAGUUGUCUAGUACCGAUGCUAGACCUUUUAGAAUUAUAUCCCGUCCUGAUGCCCUUGAUCAGCAUAAGUGGGCUGCUGAAACUGGAGUAAGAGUCACUAACAAAUUAGAUGAUUACCUUGCUAUACUGUAUCAUGAGAUGGGACAGGGCGUUUUAAUGGAAAAUGAUCAUAUUGCACUGCCUGAUUUCACAUUUGGCGCUAUGGAAAAUUGGGGUAUGGUUAACUACAGAGAAGCAUUUCUUCUGUACGACAAAAAUAACACCAAUCUCAUAAACAAAAUCUUCAUAGCCACAAUCAUGACUCACGAAAUGGCUCACAAGUGGUUUGGCAACCUCGUCUCCACAUUCUGGUGGAGCAAUGUUUGGAUCAAUGAGUCUUUUGCUAGCUAUUUUGAAUAUUUUGCAGCUCACUGGGCGCUUCCUGAAUUUGAAUUAGACCAUCAGUUUGUAGUAGACUAUGUGCAUAGCGCUCUUGCUCAUGAUGCUUCUUUGGGAGCUAAUCCUAUGAACUGGACAGAUGUAGCCAGCACCCCAACAAUCAUGGCCCACUUUUCUACUACAAGUUACGCAAAAGGUGCUUCAGUCCUCAGAAUGAUGGAAAAUUUUGUUGGUUUUAGAAAUUUCAGACUUGCCCUUCGCUACUACCUCAGAGACAAUGCGUACGGUAUUGGCACCCCUGAUGCUGUGUAUGCUGCGUUUGAGCGCGCUAUUUCCGAAGACUUUCAAUUCCUUCGCGACUAUCCCGGUAUCGACGUCAGAGCCGUAUUCGACAGUUGGGUGCAGAAUCCUGGCUCUCCAGUCGUCAGAGUUGAAGUUAAUCCUGUAUCUGGUUAUAUUACUGUUUCGCAGCAACGCUUUUUAGUCUCCGGCACCAGACCCGAUCACAUUUGGCACAUACCUCUUACGUGGACUCAUGCGGGUGCCAUUAAUUUCAAUGACACUCGACCUAAACUCAUACUCUCUACCUCAUCCACUGUCAUCGAGAAUACAACUAAUACAGAAAACGAUUGGGUAAUCUUCAACAUAGCUCAAUCUGGCCUUUACCGAGUGAACUAUGAUGAUGAUAACUGGCAAAGAAUUGGAAAUUAUCUCAAGGGACCAACUAGACAAAAUAUUCACAGAUUAAACAGGGCUCAGAUUGUCAACGAUCUCCUGUUCUUCAUUCGCUCUGGAGACGUGAACAACACCGUAGCUCUCGACGUGUUGGACUUCCUAAGGCAUGAGACCGACUACUACGUAUGGAACGCAGCUAUUGGUCAGCUACAAUUCAUCCACAGGCGCUUUGAACACAUGCCUGUUGCAUAUGACGCGUUUUCGGCUUAUCUUCUCACUCUGUUGGAAAAUGUUAUCCAGCAUCUCGGUUACGAUGAGCGAAGUACCGACUCCACCUCUGACAUCCUUAACAGAAUGCAAAUAUUAAACUUUGCCUGCAACCUUGGACACUCUGGGUGUGUGACCGAUGCCUUGAACAAGUGGAGAGCACACAGGGCUAAUGUGAACGAGUUGGUUCCAGUGAACUAUCGCCGCUACGUGUACUGCGUUGGUCUGCGGGAAGGCGAUGCCUCGGAUUAUGACUAUCUCUUCAACCAAUACGAGACCUCAGAGAAUGCUGCCGAUAUGGUUGUUAUUCUUCGCGCUCUCGGGUGUACUAAGGAUGAAGCAUCAUUUAAUCAUUAUUUGCGUCAGUCAAUCGUGAAUCGCAAAAUCCGACUCCAUGACCGCACUAGUGUUAUAAGUUUUGGAUUGCAAGGAAAUCCAGGAAAUCUACCGCUUGUACUCAACUUCCUUUACCAGAACUACGCUGAAAUCAGAACUGCAUACGGCGGACCAAGCAGAUUAAAUAUAGCAAUAAACAGCGUUUCUGGUUUCUUGACAAAUUUUACCAUGAUUGAAGAGUUCCAAACAUGGGUAUACACAAAUCAGAUUAGUUUGGCAGAAUCAUUUAACACAGGAAGUGCCCUUGUCAAUUCAACCAUCGCGAAUCUAGAAUGGGGUAAUGAGAAUGUAGUUGAAACCUACAGCUUUAUUCUUGAGAGAACUGCAAGUUCAUCUACGAUCUUCCUCUCUUCUACCAUUUUAGUAUUGGCUGCAAUGUUCAUUCAAUUAUUCCACUAG
Arctia plantaginis is the source of this 5478-nucleotide messenger RNA. The record is from the annotation of a GenBank genome assembly. NCBI's taxonomy places the organism in Eukaryota, Metazoa, Arthropoda, Insecta, Lepidoptera, Erebidae.